Messenger RNA from Quercus lobata, 809 nucleotides. RefSeq names its product major allergen Pru ar 1-like. NCBI's taxonomy places the organism in Eukaryota, Viridiplantae, Streptophyta, Magnoliopsida, Fagales, Fagaceae. The record is from RefSeq and is a predicted model, not a curated record. Bases 149 to 631 code for a protein of 160 amino acids. Gene Ontology annotation, biological process: defense response; abscisic acid-activated signaling pathway. The transcript is spliced from 2 exons. Gene Ontology annotation, cellular component: cytoplasm; nucleus. Gene Ontology annotation, molecular function: protein phosphatase inhibitor activity; signaling receptor activity; abscisic acid binding.
CAGGUGACCUUGAGCCUACUCCUCACUCUAUAAAAGCUACCCUCUAAUCCUCUAGUACUCACAUCUCUCACAUCUUCAAAGCUCAUCAAAACACUCCUCAAUAGUUAAUUUUUUUCUUUGAUCACUACAAAACUCUUUUAAAGUCAUCAUGGGUGUCUUCACUUAUGAAUCUGAGAACACCUCUGUUAUCCCCCCGGCUAGGCUUUUCAAGGCCUUUGUCCUAGAUGCCGACAACCUCAUCCCAAAAGUUGCACCACAGGCCAUUAAAUCCACUGAAAUAAUUGAAGGAAAUGGAGGACCUGGAACCAUCAAGAAGAUUACCUUCGGUGAAGGCAGCCAAUUCAAAUAUGUAAAGCACAGGGUUGAUGAAGUUAACCAUGAACACUUUACAUUUGCGUACAGUGUGAUUGAAGGUGAUGCUUUGUCUGACAUACUAGAAAAAAUUUCCUAUCAGACCAAGAUUGUGGCAAGCCCUGAUGGAGGAUCCAUCUUGAAGAGCACCAGCAAGUACCACACAAAGGGUGACCAUGAGAUCAAGGAGGAGCAAGUCAAGGCUGGUAAAGAAAAGGCCUCUGGACUUUUCAAGGCUGUUGAGGGCUACCUCUUGGCACACCCUGAUCUCUACAACUAAACCUUGUGUUUAUUUUUGUGGCAAUUCAGGCUGUCGCUUUUUUUUUUUUUUUUUUUUUUUUUUGGAGUCUAGUCAAGAUUUGCUAAUUUGGCUUGCUAAUAAAGAAGUUUGUGGUUGUGAUUAUCAGCUACCUUGUGAAAUUCAAGUUGAAAAAUUGGAAAGUGAGAGUUGUGUAAUA